Messenger RNA from Lachancea fermentati, 1425 nucleotides. NCBI's taxonomy places the organism in Eukaryota, Fungi, Ascomycota, Saccharomycetes, Saccharomycetales, Saccharomycetaceae. The record is from the annotation of a GenBank genome assembly.
AUGUUAUCAAGACGUUUAUUACGAGCUACUGCUUUUUACGGCACGGCUUUAACAGUUGUUACUCUUCUAAUUCUGUAUCUGACGGCAGGUAGUGAAUUCUAUGAGACGGUUAAGACGAGGGCAAAAGGUCAUUACGACACAGUAAGUUCAGCUAUUGACGAAAAACUAUCGCAGAUGAGUAAUUCAAGAACAGGCGAUUCGAGCUCCCAGCCCGGAUUAGAAAACGCGCCUGAAUUCAUUCCAACUACGAAGAGUACAGAAAUCAUAAAUAAGUUGAUGGAAAGAUUGGAAAAGCCACUAUAUGAUGAUGGCAUCGACUCAAGACAAAUAUUGAGGAAGAAUAAAGAAACUUAUGCAUCCGUUUUACGCACAAAGAUUGACGAACCAAAUGUCGAUAACCUCGUAAAAGCAGGCUCUGACGAGGCAGGCACGGCCAAAGCGACUUUUUUGUGUUUAGUGCGCAAUGAAGAUCUUGACGGUAUCAUCAAAUCGAUCCAAACCCUGCAGGAGACGUUUAAUAACGAGUUUAACUAUCCAUAUACAUUUUUGAAUGAUGACGAGUUCACAGAAGAGUUCAAAAAAGGAAUUCUAAACGCUCUUCCCGCUAAAGCCUCAGUUAGAUUCGGAAAAAUUGAAGACUCUGACUGGGAAAUGCCCGCUUGGAUAGAUAUUGGUGAUUAUCAAAAGAAAAUGGAAGCCCUUGAUGAACAGGGUGUGGGACAUGCGAAGCAACUGUCGUAUCAUAACAUGUGCAGAUAUUAUUCGAAGAAUUUUCAUCAUCAUCCUAUGCUGCGCGACUACAAAUUUGCCUGGAGGGUUGAGCCUGGGGUAAGCUUCUACUGCCAAAUUGACUACGAUGUGUUUAAGUUCAUGGAAAUGAACAAUAAGGUUUACGGUUUUACGCUGAACUUGUAUGACAACCCUCUAACCGUCGAAACACUAUGGCCCACCGUUAUGGAAUUCGUUCGAGAACAUCCAGAUUAUCUACACGAAAACGGUGCAUUUGAAUGGCUUAAGGAAAAUGGACAAAAGCCUGAUAAUUACAAUGGGGCCAAUGGUUACUCUACGUGUCAUUUCUGGACUAACUUUGAAAUCACAAAUCUAGAUUUUCUACGCUCACAGCUCUACCAAGACUAUGUCGACUUCCUCGAUCAGAGAGGUGGCUUUUAUUAUGAAAGAUGGGGUGAUGCACCAGUCCGGAGUAUUGCGCUAGCCUUAUUCGCAGACAAAGACUCGAUCCACUGGUUUCGGGAUAUUGGGUACUCACAUAUGCCCUAUACCAAUUGUCCAAAGAGAGAUGAAGAGAAGUAUCGGGCUCAAUGUGUACCUGGUAAGUUUGUCCCAUGGGGAAACUUAGAGGCGGAGAACUGUCAAGCUACGUGGAUUAAGUACGUCAUGUCAGAGGAUCAAAUGGACUUAUACUAA